AUGCCUCCUUCAGGGAUCCAGACUCCGCAUAAAGAUGACCUUGAAGAAACAUGGGCAUAUCUUGAGAAGGGAGUUGAGCGGGUGAUGACCCAACUGGAGGGCGGUAUUGAUAUGCUUACGUAUAUGGGAGUCUAUACGGCCGUGCACAACUUCUGUACAUCACAAAAGGCUAUCUCCUCACCUAGUACCCCAUCUUCCCAAGGUGCACAUCGUGGAGCUCACCUUCUUGGGGAGGAACUAUAUAACCUCCUUGGCAUAUACCUCUCCCGUCAUCUCCAUGACGUCUAUGAAGCCUCUCUCGGCCAUUCCGACGAAGCUCUGUUGACCUUUUACAUCCGAGAAUGGAGUCGUUACACAACUGCAGCAAAAUAUAUCAACCAUCUUUUCAAAUAUCUCAAUCGUCACUGGGUAAAGAGAGAAGUUGACGAAGGGAAGAAAGAUAUUUACGACGUCUAUAUACUUCAUUUGGUGAAAUGGAGAGAAGACUUCUUCAAGAAAGUGCAGAAGAGUGUAAUGGAUGCUGUGCUGAAGCUGAUCGAGAAGCAACGUAACGGGGAAACCAUCGAACAGUCCCAGAUUAAAAACAUUGUUAACUCGUUCGUGUCUCUUGGGCUCGACGAGAAUGACAGCACUAAAUCCACCCUUGUUGUCUACCAAUUCUAUUUCGAAAAGCCCUUCAUUGAGGCAACCAGGGUCUACUACGAGAAUGAGUCGAAGCGGUUUGUAGCUGAAAACAGCGUCGUUGAGUAUAUGAAGAAGGCAGAGGCUCGCCUCGAAGAAGAACGGGCCCGGGUAGACCUGUACCUCCAUCCCGACAUUACUAAAAAUCUCACGGACACGUGUUUGGAUGUACUUGUGGCGGCACACUCACCUCUAUUGCGAGAUGAAUUCCAAGUUCUUCUGGACACCGAACGGGAAGAUGAUCUUGCUCGUAUGUAUCGACUGCUUUCUCGGAUUAGGGACGGACUAGACCCCCUGCGUAACAAAUUCGAAACACAUGUUCGGAAGGCUGGCCUUGCGGCUGUUGAAAAGGUUGCACCAAACGGUGAUGCUGUUGAACCUAAACUCUACAUCGAUGCACUGUUACAAGUUCACACCAAAUAUCAAUCCAUGGUGAAUGUGGCUUUUGCUGGAGAAUCGGAAUUUGUCCGCUCGCUCGAUAAUGCAUGUCGGGAAUUUGUCAAUCGUAAUGCACUUUGCAACACAAGCUCAACCAAAUCCCCUGAACUUCUAGCUCGAUAUACUGAUUCCUUGCUGAAAAAGGGAGUCAAAUCUCCUGAGGAGUCGGAAUUAGAAGAGAUGCUUGUGCAGAUCAUGACCGUUUUUAAAUAUAUUGAAGACAAAGAUGUUUUCCAGAAGUUCUAUUCUAGAAUGUUGGCCAAGCGUCUUGUCCAUGUCAGUUCUGUUUCUGAUGAUGCAGAAACUAGCAUGAUCAGCAAACUGAAAGAGGCCUGCGGCUUCGAAUACACUAAUAAACUCCAGCGAAUGUUCCAAGACAUCCAAAUCUCCAAGGAUCUCAACGCCAGCUACCGAGACUGGCAGGAAAAGGUCAUGGACGAGGAGGACAGGAAAAAGUCAGUAGACCCUCAUUUCCAAAUCCUUGGGACAGGAUUUUGGCCCCUUACAGCCCCAACAACCCAGUUCAUCCCCCCGCAAGAAAUCGUCAAGACCACAGAGCGAUUCAAAAAUUUCUACUUCGACAAACACAGCGGCCGCAAACUUACCUGGCUAUGGAAUCUAUGCAAGGGAGAAAUCCGUGCCAACUACAUCAAAAACACAAAAGUUCCAUAUACAUUCCAGGUAUCUACGUUUCAAAUGGGAAUCCUCCUUCUCUUCAACGAAAGCGACACCCUGAGCUUUUCAGACAUUGAAAAGGCCACCGCUCUCUCGCCGGAAGUUCUCGAACCGAACCUCGGUAUCCUAGUCAAGGCUAAGGUAGUUAUUCCGUCACCUGAGAACGGCAAGCCAUGUGUCGGGACCUCAUACACGUUGAACUACAAUUUCAAGGCCAAGAAGAUAAAGGUCAACCUUAAUAUUUCGGUGAAGUCGGAACAGAAGCAUGAGACGGAUGAUACGCAUAAGACCAUUGAUGAGGACCGGAAGCUUCUGCUUCAGUCAGCGAUCGUGCGUAUCAUGAAAUCGCGAAAGAAGAUGAAACAUGUACAAUUAGUGCAGGAGGUUAUUCAGCAGGUGAAAGCCCGAUUCCCGCCCAAGGUACCAGAUAUCAAGAGGAACAUCGAAGCGUUGAUGGAGAAGGAGUAUAUUGAACGCCUAGAUGGGGACGAUUUGGCGUAUAUUGCGUAG
Molecule: messenger RNA, 2304 nt
Organism: Paracoccidioides brasiliensis Pb18
Exons: 6
Coding region: 1-2304 (767 amino acids)
Biological process (GO): protein ubiquitination; SCF-dependent proteasomal ubiquitin-dependent protein catabolic process
Cellular component (GO): SCF ubiquitin ligase complex
Molecular function (GO): ubiquitin protein ligase binding
Source: RefSeq, a predicted model, not a curated record